This is a messenger RNA of Xylaria bambusicola, 3201 nucleotides long. Its product is annotated as P-loop containing nucleoside triphosphate hydrolase protein. Gene Ontology annotation, molecular function: ATP hydrolysis activity; ATP binding. The record is from RefSeq and is a predicted model, not a curated record. Bases 513 to 2921 code for a protein of 802 amino acids. NCBI's taxonomy places the organism in Eukaryota, Fungi, Ascomycota, Sordariomycetes, Xylariales, Xylariaceae. The transcript is spliced from 3 exons.
GGUAUGUACAGGUGUACUACCUUAGGUAGGCACCUAGUAGGAACAUGGCAUUAACCCCCGCCAUUAGUGCCGUAAGGCCGCUGUCAUCUACAUACCUAGUACAGCCACCUUAACGAUUUCCUACGACGUCACAGGGUGAGUGGUAGAAAUGAUUGCUACAUCAAUUCAAUUCUACUUUGUUUACACCACGCCGGUGGUGAUUGGUUUAAAGAAGACAUUCGCGCUCCUUCACAACAUAUCAGUUCACAGACUAGGAAUACUAUCCAUGUCUUUCCGUAGUGAGCCUUGCAAGCAGGCGAGACUGGUAGCACGUUCGCACUAUUGUCGUGUCCUUGCCGCUUCCCGGGGCCUCGUCGUGCCGCCCUACGCUCAAAGCUUGUGAUCGUGUACCACAAUUGCAUUUGCGACAAUAUAUAGUACACCCUUUUACGACCAUAUUCCAGCGACAACGGAUAGAGAAGGAGUGGAAAAUAAUAAUCAACCAGUGUCUUGGCGAUUGCCUCGGUGCGAUCAUGUGGUCCAGCAGAGGCUUAGCAAGCCUACAGAAGACAUACGACGAGAGCUACUUGAAGUGCUCAACCGCCGUCUAUUAUGAGAGUCAGGGUGAUGAAAAGGAGGCUACGCUUUGCUGGAAGAACGCGCUUGAACAGAUUCGAACCGGCACAGCCAGUAAAAAACAUGGCGACUACGCGCCUAAAUCCGAGACCGAGCGCACCCUCGUUCAGAGCUUGCGCGAGCUGGAGUCCCAAUGCAAGGAGAGGAUAGAUCUUCUCGAAGCCCUACGACUGUCCCGGCAAGAUUUUCAGGUUCUAGACCAUGCACCGCAACGACAAGGGGUUGGGCAAGCUGGGCAAGAUGACCGUCCAUCUCAGUCCUCCACACCGAGUAAAGGAUGGAUCGGGGAUGGAACCAUACCUGCCAUAACAUAUACUGAGCUAUCAAAGCCACCUCUGCCCCAGCGCCCCUCUCUAGCCUCUAGGAGCUCUUCAGAUCGGGCGGCUGUUGGUCGCCGUUCGUCAAUAGACCAAAUCCUAGACCAGUUCGAAGCUACAUCCUCCGCACAGGCACCGUCUCUGCCUCCCUACAGUUCCAUACCAUCAUCAUCAAAGGGUGUUCAAAGGUCAUCUAGUCCUGAUAAGAGGACAAUGCGUACAACACUCCGGUCAGGCAUGUCAGACAAAUCACUCAGGUCCACCCGAAUGACUCCUUCUAAAUCCAGCAAAGGUCCUGGUGCCAGUAAAGCAGCCACAUUAGCAUGGAGCAGCCGUAACUCGAGAGCCAGUCUAGAUGCUACAACAGAUAUCCGCCAUGCAUCACCCCAGCCUGCCGAAUUAAGGCAUUCUCAUGAUCAACCACGACGUAGCACAGCGACGAACCAAAGCUAUUGGGACAGCCAUACGAGAAGGCUGGUUGAAACACACAGCCAGCCGACAAUACCGAGCACCGACUUCUUAUCAGACACUGAAUCAACUCCACGCAUAUUAGGUGACGACGCCACGACUGCACCGUCGCCACUUGCUUUAGGCGCGGCUUCGAGCGCUUUGAAUGCACUUUCCUUGCAAGAACGUGCAAUACCAAACUCAGCUGGUAAACGGCGGCCAUUGCCCAAAAGUUUUUCAAAUCAAGACGUCCAGCAUGGGACCCCCAGGGGCUCCAGUUCGGGACCAGCAAAAGCCCCAAAAGGGGACCACCAGACACACAAAGGCUUGCAAGUGGAAGACAAAUGUGAUGAACCAAGUACUAGCUCAAAUAAGCUUAGUCGUUAUCACUCCAGCCGUCAACGAGAAGAGGAGCCAACUUCGUCAAGCGAAGAUAUGGCACCAGGCUCACGUCAGUCACAACGAAAGGGCAAGCAAAAGACUACACCACUGACCGACGAUUCUGAUAUCCAGUCGCCAGAUAACCCUAGGGAAGAUGAACACAGUCACAGCAAGAGUCAAUGGGAAAGGGAAAAGAAGAAAAUUCUUAGAAAUCUCCCACCUGGUAUUGACGAGUCAGCCGCAAAGGCUAUAUUUAACGAGAUUGUAGUGGAAGGGGAUGAAGUUUAUUGGGGCGAUGUAGCUGGUUUGGAAGUGGCUAAAAAUGCCUUGAGAGAGACCGUAGUGUAUCCUUUCUUGCGACCCGACCUAUUCAUGGGCCUACGCGAACCUGCCAGAGGCAUGCUGCUCUUCGGGCCCCCAGGUACGGGCAAGACAAUGUUGGCUCGCGCAGUUGCAACAGAGUCGAAGUCUACGUUCUUUUCCAUAUCAGCGAGUAGUCUUACGAGCAAAUACCUUGGUGACUCAGAGAAGCUAGUUCGUGCUCUGUUUGCUCUGGCAAAGACAUUAGCUCCUAGCAUCAUAUUUGUUGACGAAAUUGAUUCCUUGUUAUCCCAGAGGUCGGGGUCAGGCGAUCAUGAAUCAACUCGGCGAAUCAAGACAGAAUUUCUAAUCCAAUGGAGUGAUUUACAACGAGCCGCAGCAGGCCGUGAAAGCCCAGGAAGCACUAAAGAUCGAGGAGACGCGAAUCGAGUCCUCGUCUUGGCGGCGACCAAUUUACCAUGGGCCAUCGACGAAGCUGCCAGACGUCGGUUUGUAAGACGGCAGUACAUCCCUCUGCCGGAGCCAGAGACUAGAGCCACCCAAUUCAAGACGCUACUCGGACAGCAGACUCACAACCUCACAGAUGCCGACAUUUCAACAUUGGUCGACUUGACAGAUGGCUUCUCUGGAUCUGAUAUUACAGCGCUGGCAAAGGACGCUGCUAUGGGUCCGCUCCGUUCUCUCGGUGAAGCUGUCCUCCACAUGACCAUGGAUCAGAUUCGGCCGAUCGAACUGAAGGAUUUUCGGGCCAGUCUUCGAACAAUACGGCCCAGCGUGGAUAAGGCAGGACUAAAGGAGUACGAAGAGUGGGCUAAGCAAUUCGGUGAACGUGGUGGUUGAGAUCAACCCACUCGGUGGCAGAAGAGUCAUAUCUGCCUUUUAUACGUUCCAACAGAAGACAAAGCUUCGUAACCGUGUUCAGCUGAUUAGUGCCAUCAAUACUAACUUUAACAUAUCUGCUGGGCUUGAAUAUUGGUCUCCAUCCAUCUUAGCCAAUGGUAUGCAUAAGUAUUGUUACAUUAUUCGAAUAUAUCAUGUAUACACACACGCGUAUAUAUAUAUUCAUAUAUAUUGAUUCCCUGCCAUGUCUUCUAGCGGGUCUAUUCCUACACAUCUCUCU